Molecule: messenger RNA, 3391 nt
Organism: Haemonchus placei
Lineage: Eukaryota; Metazoa; Nematoda; Chromadorea; Rhabditida; Trichostrongylidae
Source: the annotation of a GenBank genome assembly
ACCACCGGAUGUGACGGUGUUUUGUCAGCCUGAGGGAUGUCUAACACUAAGCACUCACGCAGGAUGCGGUCAGGGCCGUGAUCCCCAAUUUUUUGUUUUCAUGCUAACAGAAAAGGACUCUGCAAAAGUGCGAUAUGGUGUAUGCCUCAAUUUUUUUCAACGCUUAGAGAAGAGAUUAACUAACACAUGUCGAUCAAGUGGGACUACCGCGCUCUCCGAGAAAAUAAGAGAGCGUACUUCAUCGUUGACGAGCCUAUGCUUGAUCUCGCACCAUCCCUUUGUUUCGACCUUCCAUGACUUACUGGUUUUACUUAAGCAAAUCAUCGAUGGCUGCAAUUAUAGAGCGGCGCAAAGGAAUGCCAACAAGAAUCUUGUGUGGUCAGUACUAAGUGGUCGCUGGCAUAAUACAAUUCCUUCCGAAGCAAUGCAAGAGAUUAAGGAAAUCGAAACUUGGAUUCUUAUGCUUCUCAGUUCACCUGUGCCUGUGCCGGGCAAGACCAAAGUGGAGUUAGAAGUGAUGCCUCCAGAAGUGUCUCCUGUCUUCGAAUUCGCAUUACCCGAUCACACCCGAUUCUGUCUUGUGGAUUUUCCCCUUCACUUGCCUUUUGAGUUGCUCGGAGUCGAUACAGCAAUCCGUAUUUUGGCGGCCGUAAUGCUUGAAUUCAAGGUUGUCAUUCAAUCUCGAAACUACAAUGCUGUCAGUAUGUGUGUGCUCUCUUUGGUCCACCUCUUGUAUCCUCUCGAGUAUAUGUUCCCUGUCAUACCUUUAUUGCCUUCUUAUAUGCCAUCUGCGGAACAGCUAUUGCUUGCCCCAACACCAUUCCUUAUUGGAGUUCCAGCUUCCUUUUUUGCUCAUAAAAGGAUAAAGGAACUGCCAAGUGACGUUAUUCUGGUUGAUCUGGAUUCUACUCAUGUAAUAAUACCGGAGGACGUCUCCAUUCCCAACUUGCCCGAGCCUGAUGCUACGAUAUUGAAGAAUAAUCUGAACAUGGCAAUCAACAAAAUGGGCACCACUCCACUGGAGGAACACGUAGGCGGAUACUUUGACGUUGAUGCUGAUAUGGUGGACAUAUUGUGCCGAGUGGCAAUGAUAAAAUUCUUCAAUUCUCCCAAUGUAUUUGGUGACUUUUCGGAGCAUACUCGCACUUUACGACUAUAUCCUCGACCAGUUGUGACUUUACAGUCGGAUUCAUUCCUGAGAAGUCGUCCUCAUUGCACUCAAUUCAUCACUGAUCUAUGCAGAACCCAGGCUGUAGAAUACUUUGCCGAAUGUUGCCUCUGUCCCAAAAAUGAAGCAUAUGUUCGUGUUCAAGCGGGUAUUGAAAGUCCAACUCAAAUUGGUGACAAGGCUAAGUGGUACAAUGAAUCGCUCAUGCCUGUGCACUUUACUGUCUACCCAAGUGGUUCUUCGCUCUCUGAUGCUUAUUUGGUGCUCGUUCGUAACGAUGAGUCGAUUGGUUCUGACAGUGAUGAAAAUGAUACGAGAUCAGUUGACAGUUCUUCAAGCAUCGAUGACUUGCUGUUUGACGAUCCAGGAGAAGGUGCUGAGCAUGACGUCGUCAUAAAACCUCUAGCCCAGGUGAAUGAUGUGUACAAGGAACCGCUAACUUUGGAACUUCCGCCUAGCGAGAGCGUAACUUCUGUUGGGAGUUCCUUCAGCAGCGGCAGGUCAAGCCCAACAUCAUCAGUGUCAGCUUCUGCUGUUGACAGUGAGGCCGAUUUCGCGAAACUUGCGGAAAACCUUGCUUUCCAAUCGGAUUCCAAGGGCGAUUUUUCAUUUGUACACGGAGAACGGAAUGGUAAUGAGAAGUCCCCUGUGUUCCGGAAACAUUGGCAGGGUGCUUUUGACCUGAGCACUCCAACUUCCUACAAAACAGCUCCGCUCAAAGGAACGCGAGUUAAAGGUAUAUCUUCAACGAGCGACUCUGGUGAGAGGGCUCUUAGACCGGCAUUCAUGAAUACCAUAAACGGAUAUGCUGAAAGGAGUCAAGGAAUUUUCAGUCAAGUUUUCAGCAAGACGGCUCCAAAAGCACAUGCGUUGCGUGAACGAACCAUGAUACCUCUCGCUGCCCAAAGUCAACAUUUGGUAAAAAGCAAAACUGUAGGAAACCAGACCAGUACUCGGACUGCAUCUCAACAAAGCAAAAAUCAGCAGACCGUUCGCGACAUCUGUGACCAAGUUAUAUCUGGGCAGGGUGUUGGCGUGUUCACUUAUCCGAAGUUAAAACGGCUGAUGGAGGAUGAAAGCUUGCGCGAACUGGUAUGCUCGAAGCUCAAUUUAGGACUAGAACAACGCCUCACCGAUGGAGAUUAUGUAAAGGAAGUUGAGUUAACGAGAGCUCAGUACAAGGGUUAUGUGCGAGUUCUUCAGGCGUGCAUCGCAGGAAUUGAGGUAUCCUUCAAUUCGCCAGGAUGUUGCGGCUUAGCAAGUGUCUUCCAUGUGCUGGAAAUAGCUCACACGCAUUUCUGGUGUAAAGGGAAUGAUAUCUCAUCUCCUUCGAGUUCUACCCCUAGUGCGAGCGAAACUCCAUCCUGGCCAUCCGCAGACUCGAGGGAUUUGCUUGAGCGUUCUGGUGAAGCAAAGCGUAUAACAGCACCUGUUGAGAUUGUGGCGCACUCACAGAAGUCUGAACCAUCACGUGCCCUAUCAGCAGUGGCUUCUCUUACACCUCCGCCAAUACCCCCACGUCCACCGAAAUCUCCUCCACCAGGAAGAGUACCGCUACCAGUGCCUCCACCAGGAAGAGUACCGCCACCAGUGCCUCCACGGCCGAAUAUGCCUGGUGAUUCUCACCUCGAGGAAGGAUCUUCAGGCGAGCGAAGUGCUGCGCGCCAGGUGCCACCAAGUGCAUUGCCGGUAUGGAUGGGGGAGCCGCAGAAAGUCCUUGCUGCACCUUCAGAAUCAGCUCGACAUUUCAUCUAUCAGGAUUUAAUACUGCCCGUCCAGAAUCCUUUGUGGCAAAAUUUAAUGUUUUGGGAAAAUGCCUUCGUAGACGUGGUAGCCCAAGAGCGAGAUAUUGUGGGAAUGGAUCAAGAGCCAUCAGAAAUGAUAGAAAGAUAUGCUGCUCUUAGUGAUAUCGAAAAGAAGCGUUUGGAACUAGAAGAGGAUCGCUUGUUAUCCACGCUGUUGCACAAUAUGACUGCCUAUAUGAUUAUGUGCGGAACGGGUCAGAAGGCUAUACAACAGAAAAUCCGUCGCUUGCUGGGAAAAGCACACAUUGGAUUGGUUUGCUCCAUGGAGAUCAACAAACUUUUGGAUAAGCUGCCGCAAACGCAGGGCAAUUCCAUUCCUCUGAAGCCACUAGGGAGUCGCCUGGUUCAGAAGUAUUCCUUUGCUGUACAUGAUGGAUCAAUUCACGACUCUCAAUUUUUUUUGUCGAAUAACGUUUGA